AUGGCUCGUAGAUAUGACACAAGAACGACAAUUUUCUCCCCUGAAGGUCGUUUGUAUCAAGUGGAGUAUGCAAUGGAAGCUGUGGGACAUGCAGGCACUUGCUUAGGAAUUGUAGCAAAAGAUGGGAUAGUUUUGGCUGCUGAAAAACGCUUCAUAAAUAACCUUCUGGAUGAGACUGUUUUUUCAGAAAAGAUCUACAAAAUCAAUGACGACAUCGCUUGCGCCGUUGCUGGUAUUACAGCUGAUGCUACAGUUCUCAUAAAUGAAAUGCGGCUUAUUGCUCAAAGAUAUCUCUUGUCUUAUCAGGAGCCCAUGCCAGUGGAACAACUUGUGUGUCACAUAUGCGAUCUUCAACACGGCUAUACCAUGUAUGGUGGUAGAAGACCUUUCGGUGUUUCCAUGUUGUUCAUCGGAUGGGAUAAGCGUUAUGGCUACCAACUGUAUCAGACGGACCCAUCAGGGAAUUUUCUUGGGUGGAACGCUACAUGUAUUGGGUCGAAUUCAACUGCAGCGGGUUCCAUUUUAGAACAAGAUUACAACCCAGAUGCGACAGUCGAAGAAGCCACAAAGUUGUGUGUAAAGGUCCUGUAUAAAACAAUGACAAUGUCUAAACUGACUUCAGAAAAGGUUGAGAUCGGAGUACUACAGAGACGCAAUGAGAAGACUUACGUUCGUCUUAUCAACCAAAGUGAGGUCGAUACCUUGAUAAAAACAGUUGAGGGAGAAGAAACUCAAAAGAAGUGAUACUUGUGCAUAUCAUUUACCGAACGAAAAGGUAGUGAAUAUAAGACUGGAAGACGAUUUCACUGCAGGACGGCAGAAGCAGAGUCCCUCCGUCGAUAACCACAAUCUCCAGUGACAGUCUUCACAUAAUAAGAGAAGUUAAACAAAACUGACGCUGAAAGUAGCACACGCCACCUAUCCAACAAACUCUCAGUGAUGGUUUUAAGGCCCGAAAAAUAGAUAGCAGACAAAUAGAAAACUACUCGUAAACGUCAUGUGACCAGUUUCGGGUUCGCACUCCUGGAGUAACAAAUCCUGCAUUACUAAUCUAGUUUGAUUUGCAGGUCCGUCAAAAUUAAAUGUGAACAACCGAAAAAUGUCAAUCUUCAUAUCUGUAACAACACUCAAAUCAGUCCUGUUUAUAGUCGAAUCUAUUCGCUCCCUAAUAUUCCCCUUUCCACUAAUAACUCAUUUUUUGGCUUUAUUUGCUGUCACAAGCCACUAAUAUUAAUGAUUUGAGUUUACAAAGUGUCAUUUUUGAUGUCUUUCAAUGACGAUCCAAACUAAAUACUAAGUCGUGGGAGGAAUUCG
Messenger RNA from Schistosoma turkestanicum, 1314 nucleotides. The record is from the annotation of a GenBank genome assembly. NCBI's taxonomy places the organism in Eukaryota, Metazoa, Platyhelminthes, Trematoda, Strigeidida, Schistosomatidae.